AUGUUUACUAUUGGUGUCAGUUUGGCAGUAGCAGCUAUUCCUGAAGAUUUACCAAUUGUUGUAACUGUAACAUUAGCACUUGGUGUUCAACGUAUGGCAAAACGAGAAGCAAUUGUUAAAAAAUUACCUAUUGUUGAAACACUCGGUUGUGUAACAGUUGUAUGUUCAGAUAAAACAGGUACAUUAACAAAAAAUGAAAUGACUGUUAAAAAUAUUUUAACAUCAGAUGGAGAAAUUGCUGAAGUUACAGGUUCAGGUUAUGAUGGUCAAGGUGAUGUUCUAUGUGGUCAUCAACGAGUAACUUAUGAUUCUCAUCCAUUAAUUUCAAAAAUAGUUGAAGUUGAAGCUGUUUGUAAUAAUGCUGAAAUAAUCAAUUCACAACUUCGUGGUCAACCAACUGAAGGUACUUUACUUGCUGUUGCAAUGAAAAUGAAUAUUCCUUAUCUUCGUGAACAAUUUCAUCGUGGACGUGAAAGGUCAUUUUCACAUGAAAAUAAAUGGAUGGCUGUACAGUGCACAUGCACACNUUAA
This is a messenger RNA of Rotaria sp. Silwood2, 531 nucleotides long. NCBI's taxonomy places the organism in Eukaryota, Metazoa, Rotifera, Eurotatoria, Philodinida, Philodinidae. The record is from the annotation of a GenBank genome assembly.